Hyla sarda is the source of this 1963-nucleotide messenger RNA. RefSeq names its product leucine rich repeat containing 39 (gene LRRC39). The transcript is spliced from 12 exons. NCBI's taxonomy places the organism in Eukaryota, Metazoa, Chordata, Amphibia, Anura, Hylidae. The coding region runs from base 744 to 1721 and encodes 325 amino acids. Gene Ontology annotation, molecular function: protein binding. The record is from RefSeq and is a predicted model, not a curated record.
AUCCAGUUGUGGGAGGGGGCAGAUUUAUUUAGCUCUGGCAAAAACAACAGCCCGGAGCCAAUGUAAUAGGGAACGUCAAGGACUGAAGAGAGAACGCGAGAAAGUGGCUAAACAGAGGACGAGAUCCGUACAGUGCGAAAGAAGAAAAAAAACGGAGAAACUGCGAAUUGUGGCGGCUGGAGGUUAUAGGAGGACAUCACCGAAAAGUGACCUCGAAUCGCCUGAAGAAGACGCCUUCAUAUUUCGGUCAUAAGAUUGAGCUCUCUGCUGACAUCAAAAUCACAGUGCUCUCUGCUGACAUCUCUGUCCAUUUUAAGAACCUGUCCCUGCUUUGCGACGGAGCACAAGGUCUGCCGUGGGAACUUCUGCUGGAACGUUUUACACUAUAGAGCCAUGAAAAUGCGGACGCGUGGAAGCUGCGGAGUUGACCUUGCGGACGAUAGCAUGUAGAUCUGGGAUGGUAUAUUUCGGCCCAUUGGCUACGGUUCUAUUCUGAGCGGAGGCGUCUCGGGCGAUGGAAGCCGGAUACAGUCAGUAGACAGAGUUGGGCCUUGUUCACACAGCAGCAUUUCCGCAUGGAUAUUCAAAUUACGGCCUCUGCAGAAACAAUCGAAGGGUUAAUUCUUUCUGCGGAAUCCGCUUGGAUCCACGUUGCUUUCUAUGGAGACGAUGUAUUUCACAGCGAUCCUAUAACCCUUCCUGAUACAUGAACACAUACACAAUCCCUCAUCUAAAGCUGGAACAUGACCGCUGUGGUUUGCUUAGGGUCCAUCUCUAAUAUCAAAGCUUUGUGGGAGAGCAGAAUCCAGAAACACCAGGAAGAGCUGAAAGCGGAGAACGGCCGGAGAGGAAAGGCUUCUGUGGGAGAGAUCUCUAAUGUAUGGGAAAGUCGCAUCCAGCUAUCAAAGCUGAAGGAAAAAGUUUAUAAUGAAGACGGAAGAUUAAUCCUUAGGAUAGAAAAAGAGGAGUGGAAGACACUUCCGGCGUGUUUGGUGAAGUUAUCCCAGCUUCAGGAAUGGCAGCUGCACCGCACGGGUCUGACCGCCAUCCCCACAUUCAUCGCCAACUUUAGUAACCUGCUGGUCCUGGACUUAUCUCGCAACGCGAUACGUAAAAUUCCUCGGGAGAUCGGUGGGCUCACUAAGCUCCGUGAGCUUCUACUGAGUUAUAACAGAAUAGCAGAAGUCCCUGCGGAGAUCAGCGGCUGUGAGAGUCUAGAGAGAUUAGAGCUGGCUGUGAACAAAGACAUAUCAGAGCUCCCAGCACAGCUCAGUAAACUGACCCAGCUGACACAUAUGGACCUGAGUAUGAAUCAGUUUUCGACCAUCCCAAAGGCGGUGAUGGAGCUUCCUGCACUGGAGUGGCUGGACAUGGGGAGCAAUAAAUUGAAGACACUACCCCAAGAUAUAGACAAAAUGCAGCGUUUGCACAGCUUAUGGCUACAACGAAAUGAAAUCUCAGAGCUACCCGAUUCUAUCAGCCGCCUACAGAACCUCAGUACGCUUGUCCUAAGCAAUAAUCAGAUGAGAGGGAUCCCGGCUUGUCUGCAGAGCUUGGAGAGUCUCAGAUUUGUCAACUUCAGGGAUAAUCGUCUGGAGCUGGAAGUUUCUCUGCCCCCGAGUGAAGAAGAAGAAGACGAGGAGGAGAGAGAGCUGUAUGGAUUACAGUUCAUGCACGCCUACAUCCUACAGAGCAUCCAUGCUGGGCACGCAGAAAAAUGAGGUUCUGAAGAAAGACGAGGGCUCAUUUUCAUGACGGACACCUUGUUGGACAACCCUACACCAUGGCGUCCCUUGUUUCAUUGCACGUAGGAAUCUGUGUCAUCCAUACUGGGCUAUACUACAACACUGCACCAUCGUGUUCCUGAUGACCUGUCUGGCUCGUUGCAGUAUAUAUUGCGAUAAAAAAAAAAAAGACUUGAACGAUAAGAUGGCGGACAAUUCAAAUGGGCACUCUCAUUAAA